This is a messenger RNA of Populus nigra (black poplar), 1134 nucleotides long. RefSeq names its product major pollen allergen Ole e 1. Lineage: Eukaryota; Viridiplantae; Streptophyta; Magnoliopsida; Malpighiales; Salicaceae. The record is from RefSeq and is a predicted model, not a curated record. The coding region runs from base 346 to 855 and encodes 169 amino acids. The transcript is spliced from 2 exons.
GGCUUUAAUUCAAGCCCCACAAAUCUUUCAAAAAAAAAGCUACUCUGCCCCAUAAAGAGUCUGCUUCCUCUUCUCUUUCCUACACAUCUAGCUCCAUAUAUGCCAAAUGAAGUUCACAUGCCUUUGUUUCUUGUGAAAAAGAUAUAUCUCCUCAACUCUCAUGUUUUACAGUUGGAUCUCCACCAACUCCUUGCUGCUACUCAUUAUCCACAAAACAAAAUUCAUCUUCAACUAUAUGAUAAUGCUCUGAGAGCCGUUCGCUAAAAUCUAAUUUAUUCAAGUUUUUAUAUAUAGAGAAGCCUUUGUAAAACUGUUAUUUUCUCCUGUCUCCCAAAGUUUGCAGCCAUGAAUCCCCUUGUUCUCUUUUUUCUCUCAUUUUUCUUCAUCAACCCAAUGUCUUCGAAGGUUGAACAAUCUAAAAAAACUAGUGCCCAUAUCAGUGUAAUGGGUCUUGUUUACUGCGACAUCUGCUCCAACAACAGCUUCUCCAGACACAGCUACUUUUUACCAGGUGCUGAAGUUAGAAUAGACUGCAAGUUCAAAGCAAGUUGGCCCAAAACCAGAGAGCAGAUAUCGUUCUCAGUGAACAGAACCACAAAUAGGUAUGGAAUGUACAAGCUAGAAAUACCUUCUGUUGAUGGAAUUGCAUGUGCACAAGCAGCCAUUGACUCCUCCUGUGAAGCAAGCUUAAUGUCGAGUUCAUCUAAAGCAUGCAAUGUUCCUGGAUACAAAUCCACAACAAAUGAGAUUGCAAUCAAAGUCAAACAACAAAACCUCUGCAUCUACAGCCUUAAUGCACUGAAUUUCAGACCAUCAAAGACAGAUGUUGGCUUAUGUGGAAAUCGAAAGCCUUGAGUCAUUUACUAUAUGGCUUUCUUUCAAUUUGUCUAAAUCCUAAAUUUUCUCUUCAAACCUUGAAUUCCUUCAUUAAUCCUUCCUUUAAAAUAUAUGCAAUUUCCAUUGCCACCCUAUUCUCCCAAGCCCAUCAAGGUUUGCUCACCUUUUUCUAUUCUGCAGACUAUGCAGAAUCUUGGGAGCUAAUUAUUAGCAGUAUUUUUUUUUUAAUUAUGUUGGUUUUGUUGUAGCUUAUACUAAUAUGUUUGAAUGGUUUGUGCAUGUAAAGUUUAGUGUUUA